This is a messenger RNA of Funneliformis caledonium, 121 nucleotides long. The record is from the annotation of a GenBank genome assembly. Lineage: Eukaryota; Fungi; Glomeromycota; Glomeromycetes; Glomerales; Glomeraceae.
AUGAGUUAUAAGUUUUUUCAUAUCUAUACUAAUAUUUCUAUCGAUGAUAUCAAAGACAAAAAUGAUAAAGACGUUAAAAAUGGUAAAGAUAUCAAAGACAAUAAGAAAAUUAAAGUGACAG